This is a messenger RNA of Staurois parvus, 1132 nucleotides long. The record is from the annotation of a GenBank genome assembly. NCBI's taxonomy places the organism in Eukaryota, Metazoa, Chordata, Amphibia, Anura, Ranidae.
AUGUCUCAGCCCGACGAUGGAUGUGCUGGGCAGGAGUCGCUCACUUCCUCCCCGGACAGCAGCUCGGAUGACCCGGAGAUGCUGGUGGCAGCGGAGACGUUUGCCCGGGGCUAUGACUGUGUCUCCAUCUCAUCCUACCCUGGAGAGCGGCUGAUACAGGGGCAGGAGGAUACAGCGUCCCUGGUGUCUACAGCAACUCUGGUGCCUGAGUGUAUCUACAUUCCACCUUCUGGGUACCAACUGAUGUCUGACCAAGAGCUUGCGCAGCAGAGGGGGGCCCUGAAAAGUACCACUGAGCGCCUAGACAGGGUGACGCAGGAGAAGGAGACCCUGCAGGAGGCGCUACGCUGCAGCUCAGAGGACUGCGCUAACCAGGUGAAGCAGCUGCUGGAUCAGAUAAAGAGUUCCGAAGAGAUUUUGCUGAGCCUUCAGAGGAACCUGUCCGACACCCAGCAGAAGACUGCAAGGAAAAUGGCAGCUCUGACAGCCUCCUUUAGUCGCUUGUGCCAGGAAGUGAAUUCUCUCAAUGACGAGAAUGAGAAGCUGAGAUCGCUAAGCUCGGAGGUGGUCCCUGUUGGACAGGGUGUGCAACUGUCUUCUCAGCAGAGAACAGAGCAGCACAGGCAGGAGCGCCUAUGUAUUGAGAUUGUCAGUCUGCAGGAAGAGCUAAAAGCCGAACAAGAGGCCAAGAAGGACCUGGAGGAGCAGAUGAGGAGACUGGAGGAGACGCAGACUGAGGACAGGGGUGAGAGAGGACGCGACACUCUCCAGCCUGAGGACGGAGAUGGACCGGAUCCAGCAGGACAGGAAACAGACAGAGCUGCAGUUGCAGGAGUCAGAAACCCAGGUUCAGAAGCUGUGGGAGUCUCUGGGUGAACAGGAGAAACUUCUUCAGAAGGAGAAGGAGGAGAAGGCUUCUCUUGAGCAAGCAAUGAGCGAGGAGAAGAACAAGACCACCAGACUGCAGACUGAACUGAACACCAGCGAGGAAGUGCAAAGGGACUUUGUGCGGCUAUCCCAGAAACUGCAGGUCAGCCUGGAGAAAAUCCGACAGGCUACUACAAUAAAGGAUGUGCAAGAAAUUUUAGAAGGCACCCGGCUCACCGAUGUCAGCUCGUCAAGUGACACCUGA